AUGCUCGAGAAUCGUCUUCCCGCCCAUGACCCUGCCAGCUUCUCCAAAUUCAAUAUACUACCAACCCCCCUCACUGACGAGCAUGAUGAUGGCUGCAGUGUCACUAGCCCUUCCAAUCGUUCCGAAUCAUAUCCAUCUCCACUUCUUGUUGAUAACACAACGGUUUCAGAGUCGGAUACGUCCCUGCUGAAUACAGUGACGAAUGCGACGAGUGUCAGUUCAAUACAAUCGGUCGGAAUCUAUAGCAAAGACGUUAUUGGGGUCGAACCAAUAGGCGAAUUCAUGCAGGCAGAAUUGUUUGUUACCUACAUAUCCCCGAGUCCUUGGGAAUUCAUGGCUGAUAACGAUCGAGUUCAUCCAUCUAUCCAGAUACUUCAUCACCGUCGCUAUUUAAGUUGGGCUCGAAAAACCGUGAAAAGGAUAUCUCGUCGAUGUCUACAAUAUGCCGUGUGGACCCUGGCGUCGCUGCUCUCAGCACAAUUCAGACACCUUCAAGAAUCAUUCUACCAGGAAACUAAACGAUCGCUAGAGCACUCUUAUCUAUCAGGUGAUCCGAAUAACGGGGUUGAUACAGCAGAGAUUCAGGCAUGGAUAUUGAUAGCAACCUAUGAGUCGAUGCGAACAUUUCAUCGCUCGGCGUGGAUGAGUGCCGGACGUGCCUUUCGUCUUGUGCAAUUGAUGCGCCUACACGAAAUCGAUAGUCCGACAAAACUUCCAGUUCCCGAGGCAGAUCUGAUUGAAACAGAAGAGAAGCGUCGAGUGUUCUGGAUGGCCUAUUUUUUGGAUCAUUUACUAAGUAUGCGUAAUAACUGGCCGAUCACUUUGAACGAACAUGUGAUCUGCACCCGUUUGCCGGCAGCGGAUGCAGACUUUCAGAGCGGCCAACCGGUGCUAGGGGCUUUCCUCUCGGAAGCUAUCAUGGAUGUUAUGCCACAAAAAGCCUCCCCGUUCAAUGAAUGCGUGGUUCUCGCUACAAUAUGUGGCCGUAGCUUAUUCCAUGCCCAGCAAUACAGUGUUCGCUUUGUGUACGGCGAUUUGGCCCCCAACUGGAUCGACCAACACCAAUGGCUUGACAAUGUUCUUACGAAUCGACUUCAGAUUCUUUCCCAGUACUACCCCUCUCCGGCUCAAAUAUGCGAUCCGCUAAUCUCCUUCGCACAUAUCAUGGGACAGGCGAGUGUAAUUCAUUUAUAUAAGGGAAUUGAAUCUGCUGUGUGGACAGUUGACAAAGAAGCCUGGGUGCUUGAAUAUCAACGGCGAGCAUUUAGUGCCGCACAAGAAAUUGUCAAACUGGCAAAAGGAUUAACAGAGUUCAAUUUCUUCAAGGUAUACCAGAAUGCAUCCACAAAUAUUUCAUUUAUCGCGGAGAGGCUGGUUAACGAGUUUUCAGAUUCACCCCCUCAUGCCCAUUCCAUUAUUGCUCUGUGCGGAGUUCCUUUACGGCAAUCGUGGCUCAGAUGGGGCUUUCAAUUCGCUACUUCAAGAGCUUCUACAGAUCUUCCGGGAGCUCAAGAAUGCCAACGACCCGAGUCAAAGUUAUAUAGAUUUGUUAGAACUUUCAUGUACCAACGCAUCCAUAGGACUUGUCAGGGAGAGCUCUUCUGCUCCAUGAUGAUAACUUGA
Messenger RNA from Penicillium manginii, 1623 nucleotides. Its product is annotated as fungal specific transcription factor domain-containing protein. Lineage: Eukaryota; Fungi; Ascomycota; Eurotiomycetes; Eurotiales; Aspergillaceae. Gene Ontology annotation, cellular component: nucleus. The coding region runs from base 1 to 1623 and encodes 540 amino acids. Gene Ontology annotation, biological process: DNA-templated transcription. The transcript is spliced from 3 exons. Gene Ontology annotation, molecular function: zinc ion binding; DNA binding. The record is from RefSeq and is a predicted model, not a curated record.